Messenger RNA from Rhinocladiella mackenziei CBS 650.93, 1014 nucleotides. RefSeq lists its product as uncharacterized. NCBI's taxonomy places the organism in Eukaryota, Fungi, Ascomycota, Eurotiomycetes, Chaetothyriales, Herpotrichiellaceae. Bases 1 to 1014 code for a protein of 337 amino acids. The transcript has a single exon. The record is from RefSeq and is a predicted model, not a curated record.
AUGGGCAUGUUGCAGCCAGCAAUCGCCUCAAACUCGCUGGGCCACCUCAGUCUACACAAAAUCAGCAAGCGACUUGAUCAAGCGGCCGGCCAUGGGUUCCUCGAGGUAGAAAUUGUCGACGAUGACCUAGAUACAUAUGCUGGCACGUUACCAGGCGGCUUGAGCGAUGCGAAUCGAUUAGAAGCCGCCCGUCAUGUCCGACAAGAGUGCGAUCGGUUGGGCCUGUCAAUUAUCGUGUUUCAGCCUUUUAGAUUUUACGAAGGCCUUCUCGAUCGCGAUAAACAUGAAAAGAAACUCGAUAAACUUCGACUUUGGAUGCAGAUUGUGAAGAUUUUAAGGACGACCAUCAUCCAGAUCCCUACAAACUGGCUACAGACGGGUACGACGGGCGACUUAGACACGAUUGUACAAGACCUUCGGAAAAUGGCGGACGUUGGUCUUGAACAGGAUCCUGUCGUGUCCUUUGCGUACGAGGGCGUUGCUUGGGGUAAAUACAUCGACACAUGGGGAGGGACGUGGUCAGUGGUGCAGAAAGUCAACCGAUCCAACUUUGGCUUAUGCCUGGACACUUUCCACAUGGCUGGACGAGUUUGGGGCGACCCUCAAAGUCAGACAGGAAAGAGCUUGAAUGCCGACUCAGAUUUUCAGCAGUCUCUGGCAGAGCUCGUCGACAAUCUCGACAUCUCAAAGGUCUUUUACGUGCAGGCGGGGGACGCUGAACUGCUCAAUGAGCCACUUCUUCCAGGCUUCGCUCUGUACAACCCCGAGCAGCCUCCUCGAAUGACAUGGUCCAGAAAUGCACGUCUAUUUCCGCUCGAGGUUGACCUCGGAGGGUAUUUACCUAUCAUGGAUAUCCUUGAUGUAUUGGUGAACAAGCUUGGAUAUCGGGGACAUAUGUCGCUGGAGCUCUUUUCCAGGAAUGCUUUUGGCUCGGAAGAGAACACCCCAGAAAUGUUUGCCAUCAGGGCAGCCAAGUCGUGGACGGCCACAAUGGCGAAACUUGGUGUACAGUGA